This is a messenger RNA of Pelobates cultripes (western spadefoot toad), 1968 nucleotides long. NCBI's taxonomy places the organism in Eukaryota, Metazoa, Chordata, Amphibia, Anura, Pelobatidae. The record is from the annotation of a GenBank genome assembly.
GAGCUGUGUGCACGCGACCAGUGUGUGUGUGUGAGAGAGAGAGAGAGAGAGACCGCACAGCCUCACACCCAGCAUCAGCCCGCUGCCUGACCCCGCAUCACCAUCCCGGGAGCCCCCGCUCAGUGAGCCCCGCUCUCCAUGUCCCGGCUGCUGCAGAGCUCUGACUGGUGCGAUAUGAAGGACUGCGAGCCCGGGCUGCUGGCCAGGGACUACCUGCUGGACUGCACGGACCCCCGAGCCUGGCUGUCCGCCCCCUCCCUGCACGGCCCCCCGGACUGCCUGCUGCACGCCCCGGGCCGGGCGCACUCCAUGCGGGAGCUGUGCAAGCUGAAGGCUCUGCAGGGGGAGAUGGAGGAGGACGAGGAGGAGGAGGAGGAGGAGGAGGACGCGGAGUCUGAGUGCCGGCAGCGCGCCCCCUCCGGUAAGGGCACUCACGGGGUGCAGAAGCAGCGGCGGCUGGCGGCCAAUGCCCGGGAGCGGCGCCGGAUGCACGGCCUGAACCACGCGUUCGACCAGCUGCGGAACGUCAUCCCGUCCUUCAACAACGACAAGAAGCUGUCCAAGUACGAGACCCUGCAGAUGGCCCAGAUCUACAUCAACGCCCUGUCCGACCUGCUGCAGGUCCCCCCCGAGCACCCCCCGCCCGGCCCGCCUGGCCCGCCAUACCCCCUGCACCCCGCCGCCGGGGACUUCUCAUACCCCUACCAGCAGGGGGCGCACCCCAAAGCCCCAUCCCCGGCCUCCACCGGGAGCAGGGAGUCCCCGGCACAGGACAGCAAGACCUCCCCCAGCUCGCACCGCAGUGACGGAGAGUUCUCCCCACACUCACACUACAGCGACUCGGACGAGGCUAGCUAGUCAGGAGCCAGGGGAGCCCGGCUGGCAUGGACUCAGUACUUACCUGGCACUGGGCACUUACCUGGCAAACAGGCCAGGCUUCUUCCAGACUCACACAGAAACAGUAAGCGGUGUCAAUGGGGACCACACACUACAAAUGUCACCCCCCUCUCCCCAGCCCCUGCAAGAAGAGACUCAAGUGUCAGCAUCUACCUGUCUAGACUAAACCAGAGACAUUGGGUGGUAUCGGCGUGCCCUAGACUUCUUCUUCUUCAUAUUGCCAUUAAGCAUUGCAUUGUUAGCCCCACAACCUGGACCACCACUAUGUCCAGGUCCCCUUGCAGUGAAGGUGUAUUACUUUUUUUUAUAGGUUACAUGUCUGUUUGUUUGUUAUUUUUUUCAUGAACAAAGAUAGAACACUUUUGUAUGACCUAUAGAACCCUGCCAACAGAAUAAAGAAUUGUACUCUGCUGAUUCAAUAAGGUUCCGAAUUUGCCACGGGCACACCUGAACAUUCGGCAAUGUCUUCCAUUAGAUCCGAAAGUCUUCCAAAAAAAAUGAGCAAAAUUUUCACCACUGCAGAUUUAUGUGUGUGUAUGUAUAUAAAGAUAUAAAUAUAUAAUUGUGACCCAAAACUGCCUUGCUAUGUAAAUAGUGAAAAAAAAAUGUUAGUUUUAUACUAAAUAUGUCCCCAUGUUUGUAUAUCUUCUUGCAAAACUGCACUUUAAAGCCAAUAAUGGCAACUAAUAUAAAGCAGAUGAUGAGAAAAAAAAAAUACAAAAUGCUUACUGCCAACCAUCAACAAUCAUCCAUUUAGCCAUUUAUUACACCAUUCGAGUAGCACACCGAUGUGCAAUUCUACUGCAUAUUGUCAUUGGCACUCUAAGAGCUAAUUCUUGUCAUUGCAUGGAAGGAGGGGGAACGCAUUUUUGUGUCAAAGUUAUCAUAAUUUUUCUCUUGCUUGCGUUAUUAGAUACAUAUUUAUUGUUGUGUUUGCUAUAUGAUUUGCUUGUUUUAUUACUUUUUUUUUACUUUUUCUAUGAAAAAAAAAACAAAACAAUACAUUUUGAUGUAGAACAGUUAUUGCCAUCUUUUAUUUACUGUUUCUGGGAUAAAUUAAUAAAAAAAAAA